Molecule: messenger RNA, 5127 nt
Organism: Symbiodinium natans
Lineage: Eukaryota; Dinophyceae; Suessiales; Symbiodiniaceae
Source: the annotation of a GenBank genome assembly
AUGAUGGUUCGGGUUGCGGUUCGGUCCGCCUCACAGGAAGCGAGAGAGCUGCUACUCAAGAAUGACCUUCGCAUCUCCGUCUACAGCUCCUGCCUGCGCUUCUGUGUUCUGGAUGAUGAGAGCUCUGAGCAGACCAUGGUGAACCGAUACCGGUCCUUGGGCAAAGCCUACAAACUGUCCCUAGCAGGCGAUGGCGCCAACAACAGCGGCGCCAUGGACCUGCUGCUCGGCCCGGGCACCUUCCAGUUUCGCCAAGCCGCUGCACAGGUCUCCAACGAGUACCAGAUACCCAUGCUUCUGUGGUCGCUGCCAGAAGAGCUGUCCAGCAUCGCUGGCGAAGAGCGCCAACCGCUGCAGUUUUUCCAGGAGCUGACGAACCGCAGCUCCUCUGCUGAUAGCACUGGAGCUGCUGAACAACAAGAUCUUGCGCGCUACUUCCAAGACUCCACCGGGUACACCUGCGCCAACAACUUCUCGGUCCCAUCAGGCUCCUACCUCCGCCAGGGGGCCGAGUUUCUGAACUGUGAGGGCCCCUGUCAGCCGGAGCGAGAUCUUGACUAUUGCUGCAAACCUGACGGCGGUCUGGCUGUGUCGGGCCGGUGGACUCCUUCCGAUGCGCUGCUGACGGGUGAUUGGGACGAUGCGUGCCUCCGUGGUGAGUCCAACGGCACGGUGGAACACUCUCUGGCUUUGAAUCUCUCUCUGGGCAGGUCUUCGCUCCCCGUAAGCAUCUGGUUAGCCGUGGACGAUGAGUUUCGCGAGCCUGAGUUCAUCGUACAAGGACGUAGCAUCUCGCCAAAUUCAUUGAACACUGAUGUGCUCUCAGAUGGAGCAGUGGUUACUUUCGAUCUUCCAUUUCUUGCGGCGGCCCAGUGGUAUAUUUGCGCCCGCCAGAACUGCUCUGCUUUUACGUGUCCCUCAUCGUACAGCAGGCGGACAGGCGACGCCCACUGCACCACGCCGUCUUGCGACGAUUCUUCGCCAUUGGAUAUUGCGGCUUGCUGCGUGCAACAAGCAACUGCGCCAGUGGGCUUCUUGAGUCGGUCGGAGUUCAUCGGCGUCUUUGACCUGCUGCCCCCGGUGGAAGUUUGGGCCAUGGACUUGCUGCACCAGCUCAAGGAGGACGAGGGCAACAAGCUCCUGUGCAUCGCGGAGGCGGAUGCUUCGAGAUUCUUCACGGACCUCUGUAUAUCGUACAUGCAUUACGCGAUGACGGUUCUCCGCUACGAGACGACCACGCAGCCGGUCAUCGUAGCGGAGACGGAUCUGGGAAUGGCCUUGACGCGACUCGCUGCUUUUGGCGCUGCACAGAGUCCGUCUGUCGUCCUGGUAUGCAGCACGCUCUCUUUCUAUGUGAGCAGCUUCUUCUUCAUGCAAGCGAAGCAAAUGAGACUCCGCUCCGUGAUUUCCUGGGCGACGUACGAUUCGCGGUUGAUUGAAGCAACCGGCACAGGAGGCAGCGCCUUGAAGUAUGCAUUCCUGGAACCUCGGCCCUGGCCAACCACGAGCGAGCUGAUCAAGAUGGGCGUUCCCGCGGCCAACGCAUUCCGCGUCCUCGCCAGCUGGCAGGAGGACUACCAGACGCUACGCAACAAGGAGCUGACGCAGCAUGGCAGUUUCUCGCCCCACCUGCUGUUCCUGAUGUCGGCCUGGCAGGUCCUCGAUUUCGUUGGUCUGGACUUUGUGUCGACUCGGCUGCAGAGCUUCGAUCAAGCGGACUUCGGGCGCUACACCAAGCGCUUGUUGCUUGAGGGCCUCCAGUUUCGAACCUUCUUAUCGCCUGUCACGAAGUUCGAUCAACGCGGCGAGCGCACACUUGUGCAGAGGCGUGAUUUGGCGACGCAACAGUUCAUCCCUGAUCCGAAUACCAUGACAGUCGGUCUCAGCCCAGCCGAGUCUUGGCAGGCAGCUAUGGCGCGGUACACCUUCAGUGUGGUACGUUCCGCUGAUCCAUCGCAACCAAUCCUUCCCGUCAGCUCGGAAGCUACGGCAGAAACGCAAAUAUACCCGUGUCCGAGUGGCUGUGUUGAAGCGGGCUCGGCAUGUGAGCCCUGCCCGCCGGGAUCCUUUCGUGCUCGUACCGGGAGCAGCUGCCAGCAGUGUGCCGAGCACAAAUACCAGGACCGCUGGGCGGCCGACAGAUGCUUCGAGUGCCCGGAGGGGAGCACCUGCAAUGCGUCAUUGCCGCCAAGGGCGAACUAUGGCUGGUUUGUGCAUAAGGUGGAGGGGCUUGACGCGACCCACGAAGUCUUCAGCUCCCAGCUCGCGUGCUCGAUCCGGCCUGGCGGCGGACUUCAGAUCGCGUCUUUUUCCGAUUUGACCAGCUGGGACGCAAGCAAGUCACAGAUAACGUGGACCAUUGGCCGGUGCAAUCCUCCAGAAAUCUGCCUUGGGGACAACGUCUGCCUGGAGGGCCAUGAAGGCACCCUCUGCAAAUCGUGCAAGCCGAGAUACUCUCGCUACGUGCAUUUUACGCAGAUUUGCGAGGCUUGCCCCAACGUGCUGCAGCAGCUCGCAGUUUGUGUCGGCAUCGCUACUUUGCAGCUCUUCAUGGCUGCAUGGUUGUCCCGCUCCACCCUCGAUUCCGCGGAGGAGUCCAGCUGCUUGGAGGCGCCUUUGGUGCUUACGCUAUUGCAGAGUUUGCAGAUCCAUGCGCUGCUCUCCCGGACGGUGAUCAAGGAUUUCAACUUACCUUUGACCUCCAUGGUUCCGGUCGCGGACGUCCUGAUGACGCCUUUCCUGCUCCCGAUCACAAGCUGUUUCAUUGAAGCCGAGAGUGUCGACAAUGUUCAGCUGCACAUCCUGUCGAUUGCGAUCUCGGCAUUGCUUGGAUACUUCCUCGUUGGACUGCUGUUCCUGGUCCGGAUGCACAAGCCCACGGCGGUGAACGAUGUACUGCGGCAUAUCGUGGCCUUGAAUGAGGUCACGCUGCCCUACUGCAUCUAUUGGGCCACCAGCUAUACCACCUUCUGCUCUGUACAGGAGGUUGUGGACUCUGGUCCUUUGGCUUGUUUUCGUCUCUCCAUGGCCUCCUAUUCCUUGAUGGCGAUGGCCUGCACUGCCAGGAUCUUGGAGGUCUAUGCCGUGUACCGAUCACGACAUGACCUCAACAGGAUCCAAGUUCGGCAGCGCUUGGGUUUGAUCUUCAGCGCGCUUCAGCCGCACUAUUACCUGUGGUUUGCCAUGGAAGGGUCGGCACUCUUCGUUCUAGCUGGCGCCAUGGCUACUUUGGACACCACCUCCGGUGUGAUACUGAUCUUUGUCUUUCAAUUCACGCUGCGGGUGUUCAUCCACUUUAACACGCCUUUCUGGACCGUCAACCGGCAGGCUCUGAGGAGGGUGAAGCGUCGCAUCUCAGCACUUUUCGCCUUCGCGGCUGCUGCUUGCGCUUUGGGCUUCAUCUUCGAGAGCUGGGUUGAGACCCUCUUGCAGGCUGUCCAGCUGGGCAUGGUGGUGCUGGAUGCGUCCUACACGCGCCUCGCACUGGAAGAGUUCCACGUCUUGGAGGUCUUGCUGGAUGUGAUGAUGUUCGUCAUAUUGAUCUUUGUCGUCGUACUGUGCCUCUGGAAGAUCAUCUACAACAAAUUCGCUUUCACCUGGGCCAUCAUGGAACUGACCGGCUCUCCGAUGGGUGCGGGGAAGAGGAAGAUCAUUCACAUGGCUCGAAUGCUGUUCCGCCAACGCAGCAUCCAGGUGUCCAUCAAAGAAGAGUCCACCACCAGGAGGACGCAUACAGAGGCGGUGCUUCGAAUGGAUACGAAAGCAGCAACGAAGACGCAGCGAGAUGACCUGCUGGUCAGCAUGCGCAUGGCGUUGCUUUACCGGCUUUCAGAAGAUGCACCUUUUCGCUUCACCGAUGUCAGGCAACUCCUCAUGUUGGCGACGAAAGGAAUCCUGCGAACGCACCGAAGUGUUUGGCAGAAGCACUUCAUCGACAUCGAGGCGAAAUUGCUCGGCGGGCACAGUGAUCCAACCAAGGGCUACGGCGCCAAGAUCCUAGGUGAUGUAAGCACGGGCGUCGGAGUCGGCGCCAAGAUCCUAGGUGAUGCAACCACGGGCGUCGGCGCCAAGAUCCUAGGCCUGGCAGACGAUCUUGACAAGCUUGACAAUCGCCAAUUGUGCAACCUCAUGUUCCGAAGGAACGGCGAAGAGCACAGUGAGCAGAAGAUCUUUCCGGAGGAGAUCAAUGCUGCAGUGCAGGACAUGUGCGUCACAGCUGGGAGACCAAAACGACAGCGGAAGCCCCUGCUUCGGAUGCCGAAGGUCCAUCUGCCGAAGUGGCCAAAGGCCCGGCACGAGCACCACGAGGAGGAAGAGGAUGAGGAAGAGACGCCCACGGAGCGCGAGGACCACGCAGUGCGGCGCCAGGUGCUCCGGCGACCAGAGAAAGUUGUGGCACCCGAGGCGGUGAAGGAGAAGGCCGUGGCCAGCAAAGUCGAGCAGUUGUCGCUGAGCGACAGUUUCUUGGAAUGUCGUCAUGCACUCGAAAAAGCAGCACGAGCGGCAGAGCUACUUGAGAAAGACGGGAUCAUCCUCGAACCCUUGGCAUCCACCUCCUUCACCGGAAUGCGCCUGGAUGCGUGGGAGGAGAAGGCAGCGUUAGCCACGUCUGUCGCUUCCAAGCUUUACGAGACAUUCCACAAGCCGAACCCUCCGGCGUCUGCACUGUCGACAAUGGAGCAACUGGUUCCGAAGCAGGUCAAGCAGCUGCGAUUGAUGCGGAAUGGCACGAACCCCGAGGAGCUGGUCAGCCCCAUGUCGAGCAAGCUUUCUGAGGUGGACGCAGACCACCACACCGUGCUCUUGGGCAACAUUCUCACCUCAAAGGUGCCCCAAGAGGAAGAGGUGGAAGAGGCUGAAGCACUGGUCACAGCGGAGAUCAUGGAGCACAACAAUCGCGGAUCGCAGCGUGGGUCUCGCGGAUCUCGCGGAUCGCAGCGAAGCAGUUCGUCCGGUGGACCGGAGGGGAACAGUUUCGAGGAGGUCUACUCGCAGGCGCGGCAAACCUUGAUGUGCCGGCCGCCACCAAAAAUGGAGUUGCUGCGCUUGCAGCAGCAGGGUGGCAUUGGGCGCUCGACUGCCCAGCUCCACCGCACCGUGCAGCAGGCUGCUGUUGCCAGCCCGUGA